UCUUCUGCAUCUCUUCCGUUCACUGGUGCAGAUUAAGUCGUAACAGCAGCAAGAAGCGCUUUAUUAUUCUCACCCAAACACUGAAAACAUCCAAAUUCAAGAUGAAAGACCUAAUGGGAUAUCUCAAACAGCAGCAGAGCAAGAGUCCGACGCCUGAGAUGGCUUCAGAGUGGCACUCGCUGGAAGAUCUGUACAACAGAAAAUUGUGGCACCAGUUGACUCUGAAGUUGACAGUCUUUGUACAGAACCCGUAUUUUGCUAAAGGGGACGGUCUCAUUCAGCUCUAUGAAAACUUUCUCAGUGAUUUUGAACACAGAAUCAACCCGUUGUCUUUAGUAGAAAUCAUCCUUCAUGUUGCCAGACAGAUGUCAGAACCAACUACGGCCAUUACCUUUCUUGAGAAAACGAAAGAGAAGGUGAAAUCCAGUGAUGAGGCCGUCAGCUUAUGCAAAACGUCUAUUGGCACUCUCAAGCUCGACAUCAACGAUCUCCCAGCGACGAAGAAAUUAAUCGAGGAGGUGGAAGAAAUGCUGAACAAUCUGCCAGGUGUGACAUCAGUACACGGGCGAUUUUAUGACCUGUCCAGUAAAUAUUACCGCAUCAUUGGGAACCACGCUCUGUACUACAAGGACGCCCUUCGGUACUUGGGUUGUGUGGAGGCCAAAGACUUGCCAGAGGCAGAACAGCAGGAAAGAGCCUUCACAUUGGGUUUGGCAGGUCUGCUCGGAGAGGGUGUGUACAACUUUGGGGAAUUGCUGAUGCAUCCAGUCCUGGAGUCUCUCAGGAAAACAGACAAACAGUGGUUGAUAGACACACUCUACGCAUUUAACGCAGGCAACGUGGAGAGAUUCCAAGCCCUGAAGUCUGCGUGGGGCCAGCAGCCUGAUCUUGCCGCUCAAGAGGCCAAACUCAUGCAGAAGAUACAGUUACUCUGUGUAAUGGAGAUGACCUUCACAAGGCCAGCCAACCACAGGCAGCUGACCUUCAAAGAAAUCGCUCAAAGUUCCAAAAUUCAAGUGAAUGAGGUGGAGCUGUUGGUGAUGAAAGCUCUCUCCGUCGGACUGAUCAAGGGAAGCAUCGAUGAGGUGGACAAGAAAGUUCACAUGACCUGGGUUCAGCCCAGAGUACUGGACCUGCAACAGAUUAAGGGCAUGAAGGACCGUUUGGAUUUCUGGUGUGGAGAUGUGAAGAACAUGGCAAUGCUGGUGGAACAGCAGGCUCAGGAUAUCCUUACUUAAAAAUAUUAGAAAUCAGAUUAUCCAUUGUAUUUCAUUCUGUGUCUCGGAUAUGUGUAAUCCGUCAGUAUCUUCAUUAUGCUAUUAAAGCAAUUUGUUUACACAA
Messenger RNA from Triplophysa dalaica, 1341 nucleotides. RefSeq names its product proteasome 26S subunit, non-ATPase 13 (gene psmd13). Gene Ontology annotation, molecular function: structural molecule activity. The coding region runs from base 102 to 1238 and encodes 378 amino acids. Gene Ontology annotation, cellular component: nucleus; cytosol; proteasome regulatory particle, lid subcomplex. NCBI's taxonomy places the organism in Eukaryota, Metazoa, Chordata, Actinopteri, Cypriniformes, Nemacheilidae. The transcript has 13 exons. The record is from RefSeq and is a predicted model, not a curated record. Gene Ontology annotation, biological process: ubiquitin-dependent protein catabolic process.